This is a messenger RNA of Ambispora leptoticha, 344 nucleotides long. The record is from the annotation of a GenBank genome assembly. NCBI's taxonomy places the organism in Eukaryota, Fungi, Glomeromycota, Glomeromycetes, Archaeosporales, Ambisporaceae.
GAAAAUAGCAUUAUGGAUAUGAAUGCAAAAACAAACAAUAUGGAAAUAGCUGAGAGCGAAAAUAAUAUGGAAACAGAAGCAAGACUCCUGGUUACAGACAACACAAUGAAAAUUGACUUCUUUCCACAAGAUGAAGUAUUGGGAAAAGAUAAGACAGAAUUUACUCUGGUCGCCGGUUCAAGUCUAGUGGAUGACAAAAACUGUGUUAGGACCACGAAUGAAAAUCUGACAAGAAACGUCGUACGUAAACAUAAGGGCAUCCACUAUAAAAGGAAAAUAGGAACGAUACAAGAAAUAACAGAACAAGGAGCACCUGACGACACUACACCGACCAAAAAUGGAAA